Messenger RNA from Rana temporaria (common frog), 5348 nucleotides. It is a transcript of the gene TBC1D1, whose product is annotated as TBC1 domain family member 1. The coding region runs from base 216 to 4055 and encodes 1279 amino acids. The record is from RefSeq and is a predicted model, not a curated record. The transcript has 22 exons. Lineage: Eukaryota; Metazoa; Chordata; Amphibia; Anura; Ranidae.
AGUGUUAUUGUGGAAGGGGAGAAAAGAGAUGUGUACUGCUUUUCUGGGGUCAGCUUGUGAGUUGGCAUUACCUAGUCUGGCCUAAGGAUUAUACCCUUGCAAUGCCAGGCAUCUUCAUUUAUCUAGAACCCUGCUGUCAGGUGUCAACAUUAAGGAAAUGAAAGAACAGACAAAGAAACCAAAAGCAUUGGAAAGGUGACUUGUACACAUUUACAAUGGAUCCAAUAUCAUUUAUUGCGCCCAUGCAGCCAUCAUCCAAUGAUGAUGUCCUUGAGUACAAACUUCAGCUCAUUGGCUCUUUGACUCUACAUGCCUUCACUACAAUGCCUAUGUUACCUUGGGUGGUGGCAGAGAUCAAGAGAAAGAGCCUAUCAAGAUCCAAAGAGCCGCAGUCUGUCCGACCUGUUCGGCUAUAUGUAUCGGCCUUGUGUAUCUGCUGUGAGCCAGAUCCAGGAGAGAGCCACCAAUGGGAUCCUUUAAUUUGCUCAAGUAUCUUUGAGUACAAGCCGCAGUCUCUCCAGAAACUGAUACACAAUAGCCAGGACCCCAGUUAUUUUGCCUGUCUUCUAAAAGAAGAGGAUAAGACACCUCAACGAAGCACAUGCUAUGUCUUCCGAUCUGCUGCCCAAUCCAAAGUGCCUGAAAUAAUUGGCUCCAUUAGACAAGCUGGAAAGUUGGCCCGUCAGGAGGAAGUCCAUUCCCAUUUAUGUGAUGGAGAUGACGCCUUUUCGAAAAAGUUUGAAGUCCUCUUCUGUGGCCGGGUGAUUGUCGCUCACAAAAAAGCCCCACCGGCACUGAUAGAUGAAUGUAUUGACAAAUUCAACCAUGUCAGUUGUACCAAAAAGAAAGAGACUGAUUGUACAUCUCCAGUGACUCCAGUGACACUGCUGGCAGAUGUUGGCACUGGAAUAUCCUUUGGGGACAAACUACGGUCUGUUUUUCAAUCAACGUUUAAUGAUGAGGAAAAACAAAAACCUAUUCGUAAAUCUUACUCCCAGCCUGGCCUGAGGACUAACCACUCAUUUCAGAGGGACUGGAAAGAUGGCCCCUGCAGCCUUCCUGGAUCCUUUGAGGACGGUGACAGUGCUUUGGAUUUACAAUACUUGAGUGAAGAAUAUAACUGUGUCCAACCAACCGACAUGGAGGAAAACCAGACUAUGCUGUUCACAAUCGGUCAGUCGGAGGUUUACUUGAUCAGCCCGGACACAAAGAGGAUUGUUUUUGAAAAGAGCUUUAAAGAGAUAUCCUUUUGUUCUCAGGGAAUACAACACGUGGAUCACUUUGGUUUCAUCUGCAGAGAGCCUAUAAAAAAUGGCGGUUGUCACUUCGUGUGCUAUGUGUUUCAAUGCACAAAUGAAGCAUUGGUAGAUGAGAUUAUGUUGACUCUGAAGCAAGCAUUCAGUGUAGCUGCUGUGCACCAGACCUCGAAGAUGCCAACACUGCUGUGUGAUGGAUGCCCCAUGCAAUGCAUGCACAAACUGUGUGAGAAGAUAGAAGGUCUGCCGCCAUCUAAAACCAAACUUGAAUUACAAAAGCACAUUACAACAUUAAAUAACCAGGAGCAGGCCUCUGUGUUUGAAGAAAUACAGAAAAUUCGCCCCAGAUCAGAGCAGAAGGAGAAUGAGCUGAUCAUAUCUCGGCUGCGGUGUCUGUACGAGGAAAAACAGAGGGAUCAUGUUCACAUUGUGGAGUCAAAGCAGAACUCCCAGAAUGCAGCCAACCCCCUGAGCGAGCUUCAGAGCAGUGCGUCCCGCUUCAAACUGGAGCUGCUGAAGAGCAAAGCAAAGAGAUCACUGACAGAAUCACUAGACAGUAUUCUAUCCAUGGGUAAUAAAAGCAGAUGCCAGCAGGACAGCUCCAGAAGUAUGGACUAUGAAAGCGCUCUAUGCACUCCUCUGGAAUACAGUAGUAAGGAGUCUUCCGUGUGCGAGAUGGAGGCAGCACUGUCUCCUGAAAUGCCUCUAAAGGCGCAUGGUUCCCUGGGUGACCUACCCAAAGCAGCGGAGAGCUUCCCAUCUGAUCAUCCUGGAGAAUUAUGUCAUCAAGGAUUCCGACGCCGAGCUAACACGUUAAGUCACUUUCCUGUCACAGCUCAGGAUUUUCCAGAGCCCGUGCAAAAAACCCCAUCUGUUCCACAGAGGAAGCUCAUGCGACAUCACUCUGUGAGCACAGAGACUCCGCAUAAAAGAAAUUCCAGCACAGACCCAGGCGUGCCUGAGAGCAGUACAGCACCGUGUGAGCAAGCUGCUGUGCCUUCUCCUCCUACCACUGCAACCUCGUCCCCCCUAAUCCUCAGGAAGCUGAGGCACAGCUCUGGUGGCGAGCCCUUGGCAGCGGGCACACAGAAGAGCCUUUUCUACCGUUCUUCCUCUCUACGCAAGAAACUUCAGUCUUCCUCCUCUGUGCCAAAUUUCCUAAAGUUUCUGGCUCCUGUAGCAGAAAAUAGCACCUCUGACUUUGAGAAAAAACGUGACUUUGACUGCACAUCUAUCAAUAGCGACGUGGAAGCUAGAAGCCCUGUAAGAACGCGGCGACAUUCUUGGAGGCAGCAGAUUUUCCUACGCGUUGCCACACCUCAGAAGGGAUGUGAUUCUCCAAACAGAUUUGAUGAACGGUCGGAAUGGGGAGAUAUACCACCAAGAUCUCCUUUGCAGCCUGUUCGUGAAAAUUACCCAUUUGUUCCAGUAGAGACAGCCAGGCACCGAUCACCAGCGGACCUCCGAGAGCUUUGGAAGAAAGCCAUCUUACAACAGAUCCUGCUUCUGAGAAUGGAAAAAGAAAACCAAAAACUGCUAGCUUCAGAAAAUGACUUGCAAAAUAAACGGCUGAAGCUUGAUUAUGAAGAGAUCACUCCCUGUCUAAAAGAUGUAACUGUUGUAUGGGAGAAGAUGCUCGGCACACCUGGAAGAGCAAAAAUAAAGACCGAUAUGGAAAAAAUUCAUGGUGCUGUUGGACAAGGAGUACCUAGACCUCACCGUGGAGAAAUAUGGAUGUUUUUAACAGAGCAGCAUCAGCUGAGACACCAAGUCCCCAAUAAAAGCCACUUAAAAGAUAUUCCCUACAAAGAAUUGCUGAAGCAACUGACCACACAGCAACAUGCAAUACUUAUCGAUCUAGGACGCACCUUCCCGACACACCCAUACUUCUCAGCCCAGCUGGGAGCAGGACAGCUGUCACUGUACAACAUUCUGAAGGCCUAUUCCUUGCUGGAUCCUGAAGUGGGUUACUGCCAAGGACUCAGCUUUGUUGCCGGAGUAGUGCUCCUCCACAUGAGCGAAGAGGAUGCCUUUAAAUUGUUGAAGUUCCUCAUGUAUGAUGUUGGCCUGAGAAAGCAGUACCGGCCUGAUAUGGUUACUCUACAGAUCCAGAUGUACCAGCUGUCUCGCCUUCUCCAUGACUAUCACAGAGAUCUGUACAACCACCUGGAGGAAUUUGAGAUCGGCCCGAGCCUCUAUGCUGCCCCUUGGUUCCUCACCAUGUUUGCUUCCCAGUUCCCCUUGGGUUUUGUGGCCAGAGUGUUUGAUCUGAUUUUUCUCCAGGGAUCAGAAGUUAUAUUUAAAGUAGCUCUAAGUUUGCUGGGGAGUCAUAAACCCCUAAUAUUACAGCAAGAAAACCUUGAAUCCAUUGUAGAAUUCAUAAAGAACACUCUUCCGAACCUGGGGUUGGUUCAGAUGGAGAAGACCAUAAACCAGGUGUUUGAAAUGAACAUUUCAAAGCAGCUGCAAGACUAUGAGGUGGAAUAUCAUGUUCUGCAAGACGAACUAAUAGACUCAUCACCGCUCAGUGACAAUCAGAGAAUAAAUAAGUUAGAAAAGGCAAAUAAUGGCUUGCGCAAACAAAACUUUGACCUUCUGGAGGAGUUGCAGGUAUCUAAAGGAAGAAUCCAAAGUCUGGAAUCCACAGUUGACAAUCUUCAAAGCAAUGAGGCCAAAUUAAAGCAGGCGCUCUACACGUUGGAACUGGAGAGAUCAGCCAUGUUAACCACAAUAGAAGAACUGAAAAAACAGAUCAUGGUCUACCAGGAGAACGGUGUUCAGUUCGAGCAGAAAGCCUGAGAACAUUGCUAGUACUGAAUGGGAGUGAUACCAGCAGUGUUUGGGCCGUGUCCCUUCUGUUCACUGUGCAUUCACCUUCUUUAUAGAGCUUGAGUGGAGCAUCUCGUGUCUCAGGAAAGACUCCUCUUCUUUUGAAUGUCAAUGUUCACACUAUUGUCAACUUUUAUCUUCAUUCCUACAAGUGGCAACUUCCAUAUUGCUUUAAAAUAUCUUUCUAAAGACAACCUAACACUUGGAAGAUGAUUAUAUAGAGAGAAAAAAAAUAGUCCAUAAGGGUUUAGAAAGAAAGAAGCAAAAUGUGAGGUGUACCUCUGUAAAGGAAGCCAUUUCGUAGACUUAAAAACAUUCAACCUACCAAGUCACCUGAAUCUAGUGAUCUCAUAUAUAGUCUUUUUUUAAAUGACAUCAAUGCAAAGUAGAGUGAUGUGCUAAACAGUAUAUAAAGGAAACUUAUACUGAGGUAAAAUAUGGUAAUUGUACUUUUUGACCUUAUGAAAAUGCUAGUAGCUUGGCUGUCUCGAGUUUUAAUAUCUUGAGCCACUGUCCUUGCACAAGCAUUCAACUGCGUAAAAUCAGAACUGAUGGUCUGCAUAUUUUUUCAGACUCUGAAGGUAUUAAAACUACUGAAUGCGACGGGCAGAUCAUUUGAAUUUUUUAGGAAAGGUCACCAAUGUCGGCCUAUUUAUUUUGCCAUGUCCAGGUUUCCUUUUAGUGAUUAGUCAGCAAGGUAACAAAGGGUAGUUGAUUGACUGCACCUCUGUCUUUGCAUCUUUUUUUUAAAGCUUCUAUGAUGUCACAAGUUACUGUGAUCUAAUAGGCUGCUGUCUCCUCGGUAAGAUUUCCUCACCUUAUGCACCUCAUUUAUCAAAGUGUUUUAAUUUUUUACACUUUUAUUUUUAAUUCACCUUUAUAUAUUUUUUAAGUAUUUAGGUAAGGAACUAUGCAGCAACUACUGAUUAUUUUGUUAAUGUGUAAACUUGCUGCUUAAGCUGAAGGAUGUAUGAAAGACUGAAUGUCUUUUGUUAGUAACAAAACAUCUUUCAUUGCCAUUUUAUGUAUAGCUUCCCUGAUAAAUGUGCAGAUAUUGCAGCCCUAAAGUGGAGCGAAACAAUGUGAGGUCCGAGUAUUUGCAUUUUAUUUUUUAUUGAACUACAUAUUUAUAACUAUAUAUUAAUAGUUUUUUUACAAAUACAAUGUAUUUUUAAACCUUUAAUGGCUGCUGUGCUUUUGACCUAAUGUAAAAAUAUGUGUGGACUCCAUCAUCCAUAAAGAUUAUUUUAUGAAUGGCUUUAA